CAACAUCAUGACAACAGAGAAGAGUUUAGUGGCUGAGGCUGAAAAUUCACAGCACCAACAACAGAAGGAAGAGGGAGAGGGAGCUAUAAACUCAGGCCAACAAGAAACUCAGCUGGGAGAGGUUUCUCAAGCAGCAGCUGAGGGAGAUAAUCAGUGUGAGCAGAAGCUGAAAACAUCUAAUGGAGACACUCCUACACAUGAAGACUUGACCAAGAACAAAGAGCGGACAUCAGAAAACAGGGGCCUGUCACGGCUGUUCUCCUCAUUUCUCAAAAGGCCUAAAUCUCAGGUCUCUGAGGAAGAAGGCAAAGAACUAGAGUCAGCUAAAGAGAAAGGUGAAGAAGGUCAGAAAGACAUAGAAUUUGCAACCAGUCUUGAUGAAGAAGUCAUUUUAAAGGCCCCAAUUGCAGCUCCUGAACCGGAACUCAAAACAGACCCAUCCUUGGAUCUUCACUCAUUAAGCAGUGCAGAAACACAGCCUGCUCAGGAAGAACGCACAGAAGAUCCAGAUUUUGAAACUAAGGAAGGAGGAGGAGUUGAAGAGUGCUCUAAAACAGAAGUGAAAGAAGAAAGCCCUGAAUCAAAAGCAGAAAGAGAAUUAAAAGCUUCCCAGAAAUCAAUCAGAAGACACAGAAACAUGCAUUGCAAGGUUUCUUUGUUGGAUGACACAGUUUAUGAAUGUGUUGUAGAAAAACAUGCAAAAGGACAAGAUUUACUUAAGCGAGUGUGUGAACACCUCAAUCUUUUGGAAGAAGACUACUUUGGUCUAGCCAUUUGGGAUAAUGAAAACUCCAAGACAUGGCUGGAUUCUGCCAAAGAAAUAAAAAAGCAGGUUCGUGGUAUCCCUUGGAAUUUCACAUUUAAUGUAAAGUUUUAUCCACCUGACCCAGCACAGUUAACAGAAGAUAUAACAAGAUAUUAUUUAUGUCUUCAACUUCGACAAGACAUAGUUGCAGGACGUCUGCCCUGUUCCUUUGCAACUUUAGCUUUAUUAGGUUCUUAUACCAUCCAGUCUGAGCUGGGCGAUUAUGACCCUGAACUCCAUGGUUCGGAUUAUGUUAGUGAUUUUAAACUGGCCCCAAAUCAGACCAAGGAACUUGAAGAGAAAGUCAUGGAACUGCAUAAGUCAUACAGGUCCAUGACUCCAGCUCAAGCUGACCUGGAAUUUCUUGAGAAUGCCAAAAAGUUGUCUAUGUAUGGUGUUGACCUUCAUAAAGCAAAGGACUUGGAGGGAGUGGACAUCAUCCUAGGUGUCUGCUCUAGUGGCCUUCUGGUUUACAAAGAUAAGCUGAGAAUUAACCGCUUUCCUUGGCCCAAAGUGCUGAAGAUUUCUUAUAAACGUAGCAGCUUUUUUAUCAAGAUUCGGCCUGGAGAGCAAGAACAGUAUGAAAGUACCAUCGGAUUCAAACUUCCCAGUUACCGAGCAGCUAAGAAAUUAUGGAAAGUCUGUGUAGAGCAUCACACAUUUUUCAGACUGACAUCUACAGACACCAUUCCUAAAAGCAAAUUUCUUGCACUGGGAUCCAAAUUUCGAUACAGUGGCCGAACUCAAGCUCAAACCAGACAAGCUAGUGCUCUGAUUGACAGGCCAGCCCCACACUUUGAGCGUACAGCGAGCAAACGGGCAUCCCGGAGCCUUGAUGGAGCGGCUGUCGAUUCAACAGACCGAAGUCCUCGGCCCACUUCUGCACCGGCCAUUGCUCAGAGUCAGGACACAGAAGGCAGUGUGCCAGGUGCACCUGCCAAAAAAACAGUGGUUUCUAAAGCACAGAAGGAAACAGUGAAGGACGAAGUGAAAAAGGAAGAAGUGCCACCUGAGCAAGCUGAGCCAGAGCCCACAGAAGUGUGGAAGGGGGAAAAAACCCACAUCGAGGUCACAGUACCCACCUCAAAUGGUGACCAAACACAGAAGCUUGCAGAAAAAACUGAAGAUCUGAUAAGAAUGAGGAAGAAAAAGAGAGAGAGACUAGAUGGUGAAAACAUUUAUAUCAGACAUAGCAAUUUAAUGUUGGAGGAUUUAGACAAAAGUCAAGAAGAGAUCAAAAAACAUCAUGCCAGCAUCAGUGAACUGAAAAAGAACUUCAUGGAAUCUGUACCUGAACCACGGCCUAGUGAGUGGGAUAAACGCUUAUCCACUCACUCCCCGUUCCGAACACUUAACAUCAAUGGCCAAAUCCCAACAGGAGAAGGAGUGAAGAAAACUGUCCUUCCCUCGGAAAGAAAGGUUGGUGGGCCAGAGACACAGGAACGUGCUCUGUUAGUACAGGAUGAAGAGAAAAUUAAAAGGCAAGAGAGAUCUACUGAAAGAGCUUUGCCUGAGCAAGAAAAUGAAGAAGUUCUUCCCAAGGUUUCUAUUCCAAUCCCUGAGGAUCACAAGUCUUUCAAAAAGUGCCACCUCUACUCUAAUGCUCUUCCAUCUCCUCGUAUUCCUUUCAUGAUGUCUUUUCUCGUGGUUCUUGCAUUGGCUGUUUGGUGGUUGGUCUUUCUGUGAUUGGAAAACAGGGUGCUCAUCUGAAAUGUCAAGACUAAAACUGUCGAACUUUUGGCUUCUACUGUAUGAUGCCCUCUGAUCUUGAUAGCUCAUUGUCCUUGAUAGCUCUUGUGAUCAUUUUUCUGUCAAUAAAAUGUUACUCUUUGUAGAAUAUGCAUUAUGGGGUACAAAGGAGUAGGAAUGGAUUGCCUAAGUCAGCUUUCUUCACUGAAGUGAACAAGUUUAGACUAAUCAGAUUUAAGCGUAUGGCAGGUUGGUCCUUUCUCCAAAAGCUUUUGCUCUUUUAUCUUUUAUGUUUUUAUUAUUUAUUGUUGCUGUGUCCUCCUCUUCAGUGUUUCACACAAAGCAAGAUACUCUGCAGAAACAUUCAAUGGAAUAUUUUCCUAAUCUUCCAUAGUCAUUUGUGUGGCACAGGCUCUGUAGUUUAAGAAAAAAAUUCAACUUGCUAACCUUUCAAAAGCCUUAAAAUGACACAUUUUAAUCUACGAAUCCAAAACCACUCCUUUUCUUGAUAUAUCAAACCAGUAUAUACAAAGGCCCUUUUUUUGAAAAGGGCUUUUGACUUCUGUGGCCUUCCUAAUGUGUAUUUCUGAGAGGUACAGGGACAAACAACUUCAUCCUGUCUGGUGUAGAGAAGAGUUCUGCAAAGGUUAAAUGCCAUCUUUUCAUAAAUAAAAUGUUGAUGGUUUAAGGAAAAUGGUGCUGGUAUCCCAUAGCCUCCAGCCAGGACUGAAUUUCCCAGACUACUCUACCCAUCUUUAGAAGUCCUGGAAUACAGAUUUAUUCAAGAUCUGUACAUAAACAUACUCUUCUGAAUUAAAAUACUGUGUUUGUCUUUAUGACUUAAGUAAUUAGUUAUAUUGCUAGAAGCAUAAUUUAGCCAUGUGGCAAGCUUAAAAUACAUAUUGAUAUAUUUUGUUUUCUUGGUACACUUUAAACACGUUUGUUCUUACAUUUGUGUUGAAACCAAUUGUUUUGAAUUGAUGACCUUGUGAGCUAAAAAAUUCUUUAGUGACAAGUGUGUCCUAUGUUUGCAUGUUGAUUUUUAAGUCUUUCCUGAAGUAAAUAUGAGUGUGCUCUCUCUUCACAACAUAACUCGGAUGUCGAACCUGUUACUUUCUACCUUUAUUAAUGAAGUCUUGCAUGUAGCUUGCUUUUUAUAGCACUUAGAUGUACCAAUGUGGGUGAUUUGGUUAAUGUCUCAAAUAUUUGUUUGUAAGUCUAGUUCAUAGGGUCAUCAAAAUGAGAUUAUUGCACUUUCUUUUACUCUUUAAUGCUUUUUAGGUGGUGAAACUGCUAAACAUGACUCUUUGUUUUUAAGAUGAUGGCUUCUUAGAGCAAAAAAAGAAUAGUAAAACCAAGAAUCUUUUGUCCUUAAGCAUUAAUCACUAUUGUUUUAUUGUCUCUAUAGACAUGCAGAAGUAAUUCUCUGGUAUUCCUGAAAACUGUUACUCUGUCAUUAUAGGCUUUCCAAAAACAAAACACACACACACACACACACACACACACACACACACACACACACACACCAAAAUAAAGGAAAAAGAAGCAAGGAGCAUGUUAAGUUUAAAAAUCCGGUAUGAGUGUGUAUCUUUCUUGUCAGAGGCUAUAUCUGUUUCCAACAAAUAUUUUAUAAUUAAGCAUAUUUAUUGAUUCAUUCAUAAAAAGAAAAAAAAAGUCAAGUCAACCUGAAAUAUUGCAAAGCUAUUCUCUAACUUAGAAGGUGAUCAUCAUAAAUAUUCCCCUUUACCUGUGAAAUAGAGAUAUGAGCUUUCUUAUGAAAUAAAUAAAACUAUAGCAUUGGUUUCAAUUAUUUUUUCAAGGAACUAGGAAGGAAAUAACCUUAGAAUGUUAUUGAUACUUUUAUAACUGUUCAGAUUAUAGUUCUAGUUUUCUUUCCUAUCCACAGCUUUUUAUUAUUAUUUUAAACUUCACCUUGAAAUUUUUUCCCUUUGUAUUAGAGUUAUUCCAAAUUCAUUAAAAGUCUAAUGUAAUCCAGUAAUACUUUUCAGUUUUAUCAAGUGCAGCACGAGUCCUCACAGAUCCUCCUGAUGGAGAAGGGCUAAACCUUUAUUUGUAUUUGACUAAGUUGGCUCAAAAAUUAUUCCCAACACAAUUAUCAGAAGAAACACAUUGGACAUUACAGCUUUGUAUUACCUAAAAUUAAUGCUACUGAUACUGGUAACCUAAAGCUGUAAAUAGUUUUGGUUUCCUUCUCAUAUCUCAUUCCAUUCUCAAUACCAGAGACAGAUCCAAAUAACUGUGUAUUGGUUUUACCCUGGUUCUGUUUCUUUUUACAUAUAUUUAUUUAUUUAUUUCAGAGAGGUAAGGAGAGGGUUAGAGAGAUAGAAACAUCAGUGAUGAGAGAGAAUCAUUGAUUGGCUGCCUCUUAUGCCCCCUACUGGGGAUUGAGCCCACAACCCCAGCAUGUGCCGUGACUGGGAAUCAAACCGUGACCUCCUGGUUCAUAGGUUGACACUCAAUCCCUGAGCCACACCAGCCUGGCUGGUUCAAUUUCUUAAUGGCAGGUUUAUAAGUAAAAAAUAAUUUGAACUAAAGUUAUUAAUACAGACCAGUAAAAAGUCUUGAGUGUUUGCCUUGGUUUUAUUUAUUGCUAGAGUAACUGAGAGGUUCACUUAUGUGGUGCCCAGAUUUCCACCUAGUAGUGUAGAGACAAACCUACCUCAUGAGAAUGAAUCUGUUACAUAUUCCAGGCACCAGAAACUCUGGUUAUUGUUUAAUUCCUGCUUUUUUGGGGACUGGGAAGAUGGAAACUAAAAAACAAACACAUGAAAUUAAGAAAUUAAAUAGCUAUGUUUAUUUCCAUCUACUCCUUAUUGGUAUUUGAAGAAGCACUUACAACUACUAAAGUUAAAAUGUCUUUCCAAAUUCAUUAAACUCUUAAACAAUUCAUUUUAUCCUUAUGACAUACUUAGAGUGGGCCAUACUUGUGAAUAAAGCCAGCAUCAAUAUUUCGGACCUACCUUUUAGCCAUUUUCUAUGAAGAAGAUUCAGUUUGCAUGGGUGAAUUUUACUACUUGUUUACAUUUUUGAUAAAAGUUUUGAAGAGAGAAGAUUACUCUGUUGACACAUUAGACUGCGGUUAUCUGUGGAUUAGAUUUCCAGAUCAUCCUACAUCCUACUACAUGUCUUCCUAUUAAAUAUCAUUAUAAAUUUUACUCUGAAAUUUAUGUGAAUAUAAGCCAAUUCACUUUCUCCUACAUUCCUAAGUCACUUCUGUAAUAAGCAUAUAGGCAUAGAGUCUCAGUUAUUUUUUUAGAAGGCAUUACCAAUCAAAAUCUAUGUUUGGGUUUUACCCUUUCCUUUCAAAAGGAAGCCCUAAAAUUCAAAAAUAAUAUAAAAUGCUUUUCACUGUUGCGUGUUUUUGCCAAGGGUAUUGAGUAUAGUAAAGAUAUACAGAACAACUCCAGAGUUUCUUUCCUUUUUAUUCUUCAUAGACGUUACAAAAUCCCAGUCUCGCUCUAUACUGUAGUGGAUGGUAUCAGUAAGUCUGCCCUCACUUCUGCUCCUGUUACCCCUCACACCUUAGGAUCUCCUUUGUACUGCAACAGAACAUGACGCAAAAAGAAACACCUUGGUGUGGACUUAGGAAUGGGCAUCUGAAAUGGUUAAGAAGGUAUGGUUGUUAGAGUGAAGACGCCAUAUAAAGUUAGGCUGCACGAGGAAGAGAUGUGGCUAUGGCCAACAAUUACAAAUUCAUGGAAUAUUCCAUUUCCUAAAUGAAAUUCCUGUCAUACUAGAACUUGAAAGACAAGAAGAGAAAAUAAUUUAUUGCGUCCAUAGAUAGGAAAUACAGAUUAAAAGCUAAAUAACUUUAAUAAUAGCCUAACUAAAUAUAUAGAAUGACAGAUUGUUGAGGAAACAUGCUUUAUUAGUGCUUUUCUCAUCUUUUGCGAUCGAUAUCCUAGACGGCACCCUCCCCUUUAUCAUAGUCAGAAUUCUGUUUGGGGUAAAUAAUAGAAUAAAUCUAACAUUUAGAGAUUAAAGGAGCUAGGGGAAGCAUAGAGUCCCAACUAUCUUUGUGGGUCCCCCCAAAUCAAUAAAGGAUGCAGUUUAGUCUCAUUUUCUCUUCUAUUGUCUCUUAAAAAGAGUCUUUGAUAUGUGUAGGAUCCUAUCUCAACAAAAUGCAGAGGAUAAAAAUCAAGGAAAGGCAUGGUUACUGCUGUCCAUGCAUUUAUUCAUGGCCCACUAGGGUAAUGAAUUGCAGGAUUAUCAGAAUUUUAGGAUCCAACACCUCUCCCCUACAAUGCUUGACUCUAUUGUACAGUAUCAUUUAGAGAUUUAGAGAUCAGGUGGUCUCCUAGCCUGUGUUUAAAUAUCUCCUAAGAUACAGCACAUUUCAUCUUUGGACAUCUCUGAUUUUUGUAUAAAAGUCAUUCUAUCUUCCACAUUAUAAGCUCUUUGUAUAAUUAAAAGUAACUGUCAUGUUGGAAUUAGUCACAGUUAUUGCCCUCAGAUAACUUACCAUCUUAUAUCCAGAUCUGUCCCAGUCUUCCUCUUUCUGCUUGCUUCCUUUCUUUUUUAGCAUUCCUUGCUUUAGCAGCUCUUUCUCUUUCUGGCUCUAUUGCCCAUAGGUUGCUUCCCUGUGGUUUAUUUAGCUUUAUGUCCAUACCCAUUGACUUGUCCUCUGUAAAGGAACAUUUUGAAAUUCCUGUAAAUCCCAGCUUCUUCAUAGAUAACACAGACACCUGGGAUUUAUUUUUUUAGAUCUAAGUUUGCUUGCUUCUCUGACAGCCUGACUAACGUUUACAUACUUAACACCCCAAGUGAUCUGAUUUAUACCAAUGAGAUCUGAUAAAACUAUGGAAACUUGCUUUCUGUUUAACAUUCUGAUUAUGAUUUAGAUCUCCACCAGAAAAAAAAAAUUAAAACUUUGAAAUGUUGUUAAUCUGUACCUUUUAGUUUGUGCCUGUCUUCUCAAAACUGAGAUUCUCAAAGGUGAGAGUCCUUGUUUUGUUCAUCUCUGUUUGCCAGUCUGUCACCUCUGUAUCUCAGAUAUAGUAUAACAAAUAACUGAUAAUUGUUAAACUGAAUUAAAUGAUUAGUCACAAAUGGUAAUGGAUCAACUCUAACUUUUCACUUAGACUUUCUUAUAUUGGGACACAGAUGUGUGCCAAAUUCUUCACCGUAUGUCCAGUCAGUACAUGCAGGUAGCCCAGAAACCCGUAUACAACCCAGAAGCCACUGUCUCUUGUUAAUUCAGUAGUAUGGCCCCUGGUUUAUUCAAAGAAUCUACAUAUACCUCUGUGAUAGGUGUUAGUCUCUCUAAUAAAUGUCUUAUAAUUUGGUUCAAUUAAAAGUUCUUAUCCUUUUACUACAGGUAAUAAUCAAUUAUUUUCACUAUAGAACGUAUUAUCAAGACAGGUAUGUUUCUGUAUGUAUAAAUUCAUCUUGGAUUAUGAUAUCAAAAAAGAACUUCAUUAUUUGACGAUUUGUAUUUAUCAAAAAAUGCAUUACAGAGAGCAGUUGAUACAUGUGUGUUUUACUUGAUAUAAAAACAUGAAAUAUGUCAAACUCUUGUGAUAGCAAGAGUUUUAGAUAUAUCACAUAGACCAGGGGUUGGCAAACUUUUUCUGUCAAGCACCAAAUAAUAAAUAUUUUUAGGCUUUACAGCCCACAUAGUCUUUGUCAGAAUUUUGCCAUUGGAGAGUGAAAGCAGCAUACACAAUAAGUAAACAAAUGAAUGUGUUCUAAUCAGACUUUAUUUAUAUAGACACUGAAAUUUGAAUUUCAUAUCAUUUUUACGUGUCAUUAAAUAUUAUUCUGUUUUUCCCCAUCAUUUAAAAAUAGAGAACCAUUCUUAGAUCAUAGCCUGAAGAAACCAGGAGAGGGCUGGAUUUGGCCUCCUGGCUGCAGUUUGCUGACCUCUGGCAUAGGUCUUGAGAAACAGAGAUUGACUAAUUACAUUUUCUGCCCUUGUACUGUUUUGAAGAGCUGUAGUUGUAAUCUUGUCUUCAUUCCUUGUAGAGGUAUUUUUUAUCUUGUUUAUGAUUAGAAAUGGAAAACAAAAGACAAGGUAUUUGUCUCUGUUUAUCUGGCAGAGUACACCUGAACAAUAAUCUAAAACAUCUGUAACCACCACAGCAUGCCUGCCUUUGUCAGUUUUCCAAAUUUUUGUUCUCUGUUAACAUAUUGCCUUUGUAACAUAUUCAGUGAUGAAUCCAGCUAACUCCUUUGGUGUUUGUUUGUUUUUUGUUUUUUAAGGGUCUACCUCCAUUUUCCCCUAAGGAAUAAACAAUUCCCAAAUUCACCUUCUCUUUAGCCAAGUUUUAGACAUUAUCUAAAAACCAUGGUAAAGAAAGUGAAAUUAUUUUCAGUCUCAACUUUUGGUACACCUUAGUGAUGUAAGCGGUUGGGUAUCUAGGAAAACCUUUUAGAAGGGUUCCUCCUUCAAAAUAAAGAGAUUUCUCUGACAGGAAUUCCUCCAUUCAGAACCUAAUUAGGCAAUAUUUACCAAUAAGUCAGAAUAAAGUGAAGUUAUAUUCUUUCAUAAGUGUCUUUGCUUCCAAAUUGACGUGGUUGUGUUCUGAAGGAUUCCUUGAUCUGUAAUUAGCUUUGGGAGGUCCUUUCUAAUAAACCCCUAACAUGUUCUUUUCGGUUUCUUGGUCCAAGAUUCUUGAGCUCUGAUACUCGGUUGAAUAAACUGUUUAUCCAUUUAGCAGUUCAACAAUAUAUGUAAGCCUCUGCUGAGAACUUCUCUUUUGGAACAAUUUCUUUGAUAUUUUUCUCACGUUAUUUGCUCUGUUAAUAUGUAAAUUUAUCAUGAAUAAAUCUUGUUGCAAAUCUGA
Messenger RNA from Myotis daubentonii (Daubenton's bat), 9300 nucleotides. RefSeq names its product erythrocyte membrane protein band 4.1 (gene EPB41). The record is from RefSeq and is a predicted model, not a curated record. Gene Ontology annotation, molecular function: structural molecule activity; actin binding. Lineage: Eukaryota; Metazoa; Chordata; Mammalia; Chiroptera; Vespertilionidae. Gene Ontology annotation, cellular component: plasma membrane; cytoskeleton. Gene Ontology annotation, biological process: actomyosin structure organization; cortical actin cytoskeleton organization.